UGCUGCUUGGUCCUUCUCAUAAACUGGCAUGAGGAUGUUAUCACUGACAGACACUUGUUAAUUUCCAAGUUUUUUUGUUUUUGUUUUUUUGUUUGUUUGUUUUUGCUUUCUUAAAGACAUUUCUGUUUUUUUGUAUCUGCCAGUUAUUUAUUGGUGUAAAGUUUUCUUUGUAUUUUGGUAAAACGAUGACUGGAGUUUUUGACAGUUUAUCUGCAGAUAUGCAUUCGAACCAGAUUACCUCGAACAGCUACCACAGCAUGCACAAAUCCCAGGAAUCUCCGACUUUACCAGUGUCCACAGCUACAGACAGCAGUUACUACAAUAACCAACAGCCUGGACAUUGUGUAGGAUCGCCGUAUGGACAGCUCAGCGCAUACCAGUACCAUGCAAGUGGCUUGAACAGCGUUCCUUACAACACCAAACCCUACGAGCUUGGGUUUAGUAGUUCUUAUAAUUCAUAUGGUCCAUAUGGGUCAACUUCAUCGCCCACACAUACUGAUACAGAGAAAGAAGAAUGCGAACCUGAAGUUCGGAUGGUGAACGGCAAGCCAAAGAAAGUUAGAAAGCCGAGAACGAUUUACUCGAGUUUCCAACUGGCUGCUCUUCAAAGACGAUUUCAAAAGACCCAGUACUUGGCGUUACCUGAAAGAGCGGAGCUGGCUGCUUCCUUAGGCGUUACACAAACUCAGGUGAAAAUCUGGUUUCAAAACCGACGUUCAAAAUUCAAGAAGCUGUGGAAGAGUGGCGAGAUUCCCCCCGAUCAACAUGCGGGACCCGGCGAGUCUCCGCCCGGCAGCUCCCCUCCGGCCUCCGUCGCCUGGGACUUCCCGCACAGAAUGAACACUGUGAACAGCAUGACUCAGAGCAACAGCCCUCCCAACACAACUGCACCUUCUUUCUUAGGGAACUAUUCCUGGUACCCGUCCACUAACUCGGUACCGCAUCUACAGCCCAAUCCACUGCUGCACCACCACAGUUCGGCAAUGAGCGCUGGGGCAAUAUUUUAGGACUGUCGUGUUAUUGAAACACGCUUAGAAUGACUGAAAGAAAUGCCGAGGCUCCCCUUGAAAACAAGAAUAUCAUUG
Messenger RNA from Polyodon spathula (Mississippi paddlefish), 1085 nucleotides. RefSeq names its product distal-less homeobox 2a (gene dlx2a). Gene Ontology annotation, biological process: negative regulation of transcription by RNA polymerase II; cell differentiation; embryo development. The record is from RefSeq and is a predicted model, not a curated record. The transcript has 3 exons. NCBI's taxonomy places the organism in Eukaryota, Metazoa, Chordata, Actinopteri, Acipenseriformes, Polyodontidae. Gene Ontology annotation, molecular function: DNA-binding transcription factor activity, RNA polymerase II-specific; RNA polymerase II cis-regulatory region sequence-specific DNA binding. The coding region runs from base 186 to 1007 and encodes 273 amino acids.